Messenger RNA from Anthonomus grandis grandis, 1233 nucleotides. Its product is annotated as RNA-binding protein Rsf1-like. Gene Ontology annotation, biological process: mRNA splicing, via spliceosome. The transcript is spliced from 2 exons. The record is from RefSeq and is a predicted model, not a curated record. NCBI's taxonomy places the organism in Eukaryota, Metazoa, Arthropoda, Insecta, Coleoptera, Curculionidae. Gene Ontology annotation, molecular function: RNA binding. The coding region runs from base 182 to 775 and encodes 197 amino acids. Gene Ontology annotation, cellular component: nuclear speck.
CGUCUUCAUCGAUCCGUCAGUUCUGUCAACGCGUCAUUUCCGUUUUGGAAGUUGUAAGCGUUGGUGGCGUCGUAUUUCGUCGUUUCUGCCGCUCUUCGUCUGCUGUGCCUGCACGCCGCAAAUAAUACAAAUUUAUACAACGAUCUUCAGUCUCCUGGGAAAUUGAACGACGAACUACAAAAUGGGUGACCGAGACAGAAGCAUGAACAGAUCGACUAGGGUUUACGUUGGAGGCCUCGAAGAUGGAAUCAAAAAGGAAGACCUCGAGGAAGAGUUCCAGAAAUUCGGCAAGCUCACCAGUGUUUGGAUCGCGCUCAACCCACCGGGCUUCGCCUUUGUCGAGUUUGAUAAUAAUGCAGAUGCCGAAGCUGCUUGUGACAGCCUUAACGGUAUUGACCUGCUCGGUUCAAAGUUGAGAGUUGAAAUCGCCAAAGGUAGAUCCAGAGGGGGUGGCCGUGGUGGCGGCGGCGGUUUUAGAGGGGGCAGGGGUGGUCGAGGGGGCGGCGGUGGCAGAGAUGGUGGCUACCGUGAUGGCGGAUUCCGUGGGGGUCGAGGUGGCGGCAGGGGAUUCGAUGGGGGCCGAAGGGGUGGCGGUGGAUUCAGAGGGGGUCGAGAUGAUGGAGAUCGGUUUGGAUCAAGAGAUUUCGGUAGGAGGAGUGACGGUUUUAGGGGGGGUAGGGGUGGCGGUGGACCACCGAGGAGGUUUGGUGGAGACGGUGGUGGUGGUGGUGGAUCCUACAGAUCCAGAUCACCAAUGGGCGGCCAGAGGCGUUAGAAAUGUUACGAGUUAGGAUUAAGUUUUUUUGUAUGUUUUGGUUUGUGAGGCAUAACUUAGAAAUCUUUUAUUUUGUAAUAGUAUUGUGAUAUUUGCCAAGAAUUAUAGGCUUACCUUUUAUGAGGUAUAUAUCACACUAUUAUUACAAUCAUUUUUAUAUGUUGUGUAGGAUUACAUUUAAAAAUCACAUACUCCAACCUGAGUUUUCAGGUGUUUUCUCUUGUAAUAAAUUUUUUGUGUGACAUACUGUAAAAAAAUGGUUUCUUCUGAUCUGGAAAGUUUAGGAACUAGUUUAAAGGAGUGAAGAUAAACUAGGCUAAGCAUAUUAUAUAGUAUUGGUUUAAAUGUAUUUGUAACAUUGACUGGUUUCAUUUACUACCAAUGUGCACAGGUUGUACAACAAAUAUUUUGAUGUAGAAUAGUCACGAAAGCCUGUUAAUAAACCGCAUAAUAUCAGA